UUGUUCCGUGCGUAAACGACUAGAAUGCAAGCAAUUGUGCUUACUCUUAGCCACCGAUAAGUUUUCGUCCGUCGGCGGCUCUGACCGGCUUUUACUUUGGAAUAGGGAUUCGUUCUGGGGCACCACAAUGGGACUGAUAUCUGAUCCCAAUCAAAGAAGGGCAUUGAUCAACCUCCUCACUCGGCUCAACGCUCCAAUCUGUAUCCUCUGCUACAUGGUGGGCGUGGCCUGGUUCAUGGGUUUGGCCUUCGAGCCGUUCACCAUGCGCACGUACAUGUCCGAGAACGCCAUGGGCUCCACCAUGGUGGAGGAACACUUCCCGGCCGGGGAGAGGUCGCUGGUCACGGCCAGGGAAUUUGCCGCGCAGAAAAAGAAAGCCGGCGGGAUGCCGGUGGACUGGCUGGUGAAAACCAUGCAGGAUCGAGGACUGGAGGUGUUCACGCAGAGCUUCUCCCGCAAGCUCCCCUUCCCGGACGAAAACACAGAGAGAUUUUUGGUGAAGGGCACAAAUGUGUACGGCAUCCUGCGCUCCCCGCGAGGGCCGCGGACCGAGGCGCUGGUUCUGACGGCGCCCUGCAGCCAAGGCAACGCCAACAACCAGGCCGUGGGGCUGCUGCUGGUUUUGGCGCAGUACUUCAGAAAUCAGGUGUAUUGGGCCAAGGACAUCAUCUUCCUGGUCAAUGAACACGAUCUGAUCGGCAUGCAGGCCUGGCUGGAGGGGUACCACCACACCAACACCACGGGUAUGAACUGGACGCCCUUGCAGGGCCGCGCCGGUUCCAUCCAGGCCGCGUUCUCUCUGGAGCUCAGCACCGACGUGGUGACCAGCCUGGACAUCGUGCUGGAGGGGCUCAACGGGCAGCUGCCUAACCUGGACCUCACCAACCUCUUCUACGCGUUCUGUCAGAAGAUCGGCGUCCUGUGCACCAUCCAGGGCAAGUUGCAAAGGAACGACUGGGACAGCGCGUUGGGCUACAGCCACGCCGUGCAGACGAUGAUGCUGAUGGUGCUGAAGCAGGCCAGCGGGCGUCCGUGGGGCGACCACGGGCUCUUCAUGCGCUACCACGUGGAGGCGGUCACCAUCAAAGGCAUCAACAGCUUCCGCCAGUACAAGACGGACAUGACCACCGUCGGCAGGCUGUUGGAGGGAAUGUAUCGCAAGCUGAACAACCUCCUGGAGCGCCUGCACCAGUCCUACUUCUUCUACCUUCUUCCCUCGCUCUCCAACUUCGUUUCCAUCAGUUAUUACAUGCCAGCGUUCGGCUUGAUCGGCGUCAUCCUGCUGCUCCGCGCUUUGGAUCUGUGGGUUCAGCUCUCGCCGCCUCCAGUGACACAAGACGGGGUCGCCAGCGCGGAGCAGUCCAGUCCCGGCGCGCUGUCCGUGCUGACCCCUCUGGUGAUCAGCCACAUGACCGGCGUCGCCCUCUACGCGCUGCCCGUCCGCUUCCAGGAGAUGGCGGUGGAGCACUUCCCGGUGUCGGAGACGGAGGCCGUGGUGCUGACGGCCAUCGCCGUUUACACGGCCGGGUUGGCUCUCCCUCACAACACGCACAGACUCGUGUCCGGCGAGGGGACGGAGCAGGGCUGGAGAGUCCUGAAGCUGGUGGCCGUGUUGUACUUGGCCGUGCUGCUGGGCUGCACCGCCCUGGUCAACUUUUCGCUGGGCUUCGUCCUGGCCCUGACGCUGGUCCCUACGGCCGCCGUCGUCACGCCGCACGUGCCCAAGUUCCCGACGGCCGUUUUCAUGGUGGUCCUGAGCCCCGCCGGCACGCUGCUCUUGUCCGUCUUCGCCUUCCGCGAGCUGCAGGAGAUGCCGCUGGGCUUCCAGGACGGCUGGCUGCUCUUCCUGUCGGUCAUCUCGCAGGGCAUCCUGGACCACGAGCUGUACGGGUCGCUGGUCUUCCCGCUGGUGGCGCUGCUGGUGUAUCCCUGCUGGCUGCUCUUCUGGAACAUUCUCUUCUGGAAAUAGACGGCGGGCCGAGCGUCGACAAAAGGUGAUCUCAGGUUCUUUGACAGUGACAUCCCGCUGGAGGGAUGCGCUGCUUCUGUUAGGGAUGGGCAGCCAUCAAUUGAUUGAGUCUUGAAGUAAUGGAGGCAAUAAUGGAGGUGCAGUACUUGGCUUCAGCCGCAUUCAGUCUGUACUCGUUUGCCGUUUGAAGAACUUACAAAGCAAUGUGGAAAAAAUUGAUUGUGACUCAUUUAUUGCCACCUUCCUCAAGAACGCAAAUGGCAUAACCAUAAUUUCCGGCCUGUAAACUGCAACUUUUUUUCCACACCCUUUCAACCCCGCGGCUUAUGCGGCGAAUUUGUGCGGGUUUUUUUUUUUUUUUUUUUUUUUUUCUCCUAACGGCCGGAAGGGGGCACUCCAGCGGAAAAGGUAGGAGUGAGACCGGGGGAAUAUAUGUGCCGAGGAAGUGACUUUUACCGGUCUGGUGUGACGGUCUGAGGGUCUGUUCAGCGUGGUGCUGAACAGUCUUCUUGUGAUUAAUGCACAUACGUGUGUGUGUGUGUGUGGGUGUGUGUAUAUGUGUGUAUGUAUGUGUAUAUAUAUAUAUAUAUAUAUAUAUAUAUGCGUGUGUGUGUGUAUAUGUGCGUGUGAGUGUGUAUAUAUGUAUGUGUAUAUAUGUAUGUAUGUAUAUUUUUACCAGUCUGAAACAUCCCCGUCCAUGCUUCAACAUGUGGCAUUCAAUAACUUGUCGCCAAGUGUUCAUGUUCGCUGUGGACGUCUCAGAAAGACGAACACAGCGAACGCACAUAUUAUAUGUGUAUAUCUUUUUUUUUUUUUUUUUUUUUUUUUUAAAUCAAGUAUUGUUUUAAGGUUAGGUUAGGAUUAUGUUUUAACGUAUGUUAGCUCCGUCUAUGGAGAAGAAGGGGAACUACGAGACCGGGGGAUUUCCCAGUAAGCGUCUGCUACGUGCCCAGAGUUCCCCUGUUAGUCACGCAUGCGCAUUCAUCACAAGGAGACUUUUCAGCACGGCGGAGCGCUCAGACCGUCACACCGGCCCUGUUAGCGCUGCGCUAGCGUGUUACUGCCGUGUCUCAGUGAUUUUUACCGUUUUUUUUUUUUUUUACCGGCCCUGUUAACGGAGCUAGCAUUAGCGUUAGCACGGCAUUGUUAGCCUUAGCGCAGUGGUGCUACCAUUAAACUCCCCGUGUACUGUCUUUCUUUGUAUAUAUCUUGUUUCAAUGUGGGCACUUGCGGCUUUUACGCGGGUUUUUUUACACAUACAUACGCCGGUAUGUAUGUACCAAAUGGUAUUUCCUUCACAAAUGUACUGGGUGAGGCUUACAACCAGUUGCGCUCCGUAGGCCGGGAAUUACGGUAAAUGCCUUCAUUUAUAUUAACAGUUCUUUCAGUGUACUGAUCUCCGACAGCAGGGGUGUCAAACUCAUUUUUUUCCGCGGGCGGUUCCCCUUGUGAAACAAUCCAAAUUCUUAAUGGCCUCAUUAUAUUUACGCAUGCAAUUUAUGAGCUAGUUUCAGAAUCAGAAAUCAAGGUAAAUGGGUUUUUCGGCUAUUGCUCAUGUUUGGUGACACAAAAAUGCUUGCAGUGUCUCAAAGUUGUCAUUUACGACACGACAAUUUGAAAUACUAACAAA
This is a messenger RNA of Syngnathoides biaculeatus (alligator pipefish), 3599 nucleotides long. It is a transcript of the gene gpaa1, whose product is annotated as glycosylphosphatidylinositol anchor attachment 1. The transcript is spliced from 13 exons. NCBI's taxonomy places the organism in Eukaryota, Metazoa, Chordata, Actinopteri, Syngnathiformes, Syngnathidae. Gene Ontology annotation, biological process: attachment of GPI anchor to protein. Gene Ontology annotation, cellular component: GPI-anchor transamidase complex; membrane. The record is from RefSeq and is a predicted model, not a curated record. Bases 128 to 1969 code for a protein of 613 amino acids.